CGUAGCGCGCCGAGGGCCCUAGAGACACACUGAGAUUCAGAGAGGAGACUUCCAGCAUCAUGACUGCUUCAUCGAUGGCCCACGCUGGAGGAAAACACGCCAGUGCAAAAGAGGAGCGGAAGAUGCGGAAGCCUCUGAUCGAGAGGAAACGGCGCGAGAGGAUAAAUAACUGUUUGGAUCAAUUAAAAGAGACCGUGAUCAGCGCCUUCAGACUCGAUCAAUCCAAACUCGAAAAAGCGGACAUACUCGAGAUGACAGUGAAACAUCUGCAAAAUAUCCAGAUAAAUAAACUUAAUGACCCUUUGGAGGCCCAGCAGAAAUACAGCACAGGUUACAUCCAGUGCAUGCAUGAAGUACACAACAUGCUCCUCACUUGUGACUGGAUGGAUAAGACGCUCGGCUCCCGCCUGCUCAACCACCUGCUCAAGUCCUUACCGAGGUCCACUGAAGAGCUACAGCCCACAGCCAGAAAUUAUGUCCAUGGAACUCCGGUCACUCAAGGUGCUCGACCUCAGCGCGAUUCAAUCAGGAGGGAGCGGCCCGGCUGCCAUGUGUCUGCUGUCUCUGGGCGCCAGGAUAGAGCUGUGCUCCACGGUUCCCACUUGGGGAUGCUGGAGAUGUGGCGGCCCUGGUGAAGCUCCCAAUUCAAUUCCAUCAGCAUGUUGUUAGGCCAACCUCUGUUAUGUAUCUUAUAGAUAUGCUGCUCAGAAGACAAACGUGGGGCAGUUUUGUUCCAGUCGUUAUCGUUUUAGGUGUGCUAUAAUGUUUCUAUAAAGACCUUUGCGCAGUACUUCCCGUCCGAAGUUGACUUCUCGUAGCCUGCAUUGUAGAAGGCCCUUAUUAAUCUUUCAUGUAUUUAUUGUGUUAACACGCUAUUUAUUUGCCAUUAUAAUGUAUUUCUUUCCUUCAUUCUUUCACUUUCUUGCCAUUGCAUAGAUCUUUGUCUGAUCCUUGUGCUGAAUUAAUAUCAAUGACAAUAAAAUAUAUUAUUUACUGAGGUU
Messenger RNA from Syngnathus acus (greater pipefish), 1001 nucleotides. It is a transcript of the gene her8.2, whose product is annotated as hairy-related 8.2. The record is from RefSeq and is a predicted model, not a curated record. Gene Ontology annotation, molecular function: RNA polymerase II cis-regulatory region sequence-specific DNA binding; DNA-binding transcription factor activity, RNA polymerase II-specific; protein dimerization activity. Gene Ontology annotation, biological process: anterior/posterior pattern specification; regulation of neurogenesis; regulation of transcription by RNA polymerase II. Gene Ontology annotation, cellular component: nucleus. The transcript is spliced from 4 exons. The coding region runs from base 60 to 635 and encodes 191 amino acids. NCBI's taxonomy places the organism in Eukaryota, Metazoa, Chordata, Actinopteri, Syngnathiformes, Syngnathidae.